AGCCAGAGCAGAGACAGAAGAUUGAACAUGCUGAACAUGAAGACUCCUGGUGCUGUGCUGCUGUUGCUGUGGUCUGGUCUGGUUGUGGUUGCAGCAGAGAGUGGAGACCUCCAGGAUGAAGCUACAGGUGCAGACCCUGCCUACCCCCAACAGAACUCCCUGUCUGAGGUGCAUGCUGGUCUGAGAGAGAUGGCAGCUCUGAUGGAGGAGCAGAGAGAGGAGUUCAGACUUGCUAAAGCACAAAUAGAGAAACUGAAGAAAGCAAAUGCAGCGUGUCCCCCUAGGGUGGUCUUCUCCACCUCCUUCGCAGUGGUAGACGACAAACACAUCGGACCCUUCGACACAGACACCCCCCUUGUCUUCGACUUCAUAUUCAUCAACAUCGGCAACGCCUACAACUCUAAGACAGGCGUCUUCACGGCUCCCGUGAAAGGAGUGUACCAGUUUAGCUACCACAUCUUUGCCGGAGGCGAUAACGGAGCUGGAGCCAAACUCCACAAAAACGGCCAGCACGUGGUGUCCGCCUACCACCACAAAGCCCCCCACGACAUCAACACCUCCCAAGGGGUGUCCCUGCUGCUGAAGGUGGGCGAUAAAGUGGCCUUGAUUCUGGAGAAAGGGUGGUGGGUAGCUGCUUACACUGCUCACCCCACCACAUUCAGCGGGAAUCUCCUCUUCCCCAAGUGAUGGAGAAGUGACACACACGCACACACACACAUACAGACACUCACACAGCCACACCUACACACAUACGCUCACACACACAGACAGUCAUAUACACACACACAUACUCACUCACACAUUCCUACAGCAUGCACUUGCUCACUCACAUGAACACACAAACACAGCUGUGAUGAUUUUACUGCAUGUUCAGAUGGUUUUACUAUGUGGUGUUUCACAGUGCACUGUGUAUGAAAAUAAAUGAUCAUUUGGAUCAAUAUGUA
Clupea harengus (Atlantic herring) is the source of this 944-nucleotide messenger RNA. Its product is annotated as C1q-related factor-like. Gene Ontology annotation, molecular function: protein binding. The record is from RefSeq and is a predicted model, not a curated record. NCBI's taxonomy places the organism in Eukaryota, Metazoa, Chordata, Actinopteri, Clupeiformes, Clupeidae.